AUGACGACGGGAGAAGUUCAUAAAAGAGAUGAAGACACCAGUUCAAACAAUAAAUCUGAGGUGAAAAAGAUAAAAUUAGGUGAUUAUAAACCAAAUUUGAGGAGUUCACCUAACUCGGACGUAAAAUCUGAUAGCUCCGAAUCAGAAGACAGCGAUGUCGAACAAAAUAGUGACAAAGAGAAUACGGUAGGGAAUGAUGAAAAGGAGGACAUAGAAGAGAAUGAUGAUAAAGUCGAUUCUACACAAAAUACUGAGGAUAAUGAAGAGAAUAACACUGUUGAUAUUGACGUAAAAAACUCUGUUGUUGAAGAUGAAGAAAAAGGACUAGUGAAGUUCGAAUUUGACGGUGUACAAUUCAAAUUCAAAGAAAGGGCGAGCGUUAUAGAGGAGAAGGAAGGGAAGAUAGAGUUCAGAGUGGUGAAUAAUGAUAAUAGUAAAGAAAAUUUAAUGGUUCUAACGGGUUUGAAGAAUAUCUUUCAAAAACAAUUGCCAAAGAUGCCUAAGGAAUAUAUUGCACGUUUAGUAUAUGAUAGAAAUCAUUUGUCCAUGGCUGUGGUAAGAAAACCGUUGACUGUAGUCGGUGGUAUUACAUAUAGACCCUUUAAUGAGAGAGGUUUCGCAGAAAUUGUGUUCUGUGCGAUUAGUUCGACCGAACAGGUGAGAGGUUAUGGUGCUCAUUUAAUGAAUCAUUUAAAGGAUUAUGUGAAGAAUACGUCACCAAUCAAGUAUUUCUUAACAUAUGCUGACAAUUAUGCCAUUGGUUAUUUUAAGAAGCAAGGUUUUACAAAAGAAGUCACUUUAGAUAAAAAGAUAUGGAUGGGUUAUAUUAAAGAUUAUGAAGGUGGUACAUUAAUGCAAUGUUCUAUGCUACCAAAAAUACGAUAUUUGGAUGCUGGGAAGAUAUUGCUGUUACAAGAAGCAGCUCUAAGAAGAAAAAUUAGAACUAUAUCGCAAUCACAUAUAGUUAGACCUGGUUUGGAGCAAUUUAUGGAUCUAAACAAUAUCGUACCGAUAGAUCCUAUGAUCAUACCAGGGUUAAAAGAAGCAGGCUGGACUCCAGAGAUGGAUAAAUUGGCGCAACGACCCAAGAGAGGUCCACAUUUUGCCAUUAUGCAAAAUAUAUUGACAGAAUUACAGAAUCAUGCAGCUGCGUGGCCAUUUUUGCAACCUGUUAACAGAGAAGAAGUUCCUGAUUACUAUGAGUUUAUUAAAGAACCAAUGGAUUUGAGCACAAUGGAGAUCAAAUUAGAAAAUAAUAAAUAUGAAAAGAUGGAAGAUUUCAUUUAUGAUUUGAGGUUGGUUUGUAACAAUUGUAGGAUGUACAAUGGUGAAAAUACAUCUUACUUCAAAUAUGCUAAUAGAUUAGAGAAAUUCUUUAACAGUAAAAUUAAGGAGAUUCCAGAGUAUUCACAUCUAAUAUAG
Maudiozyma barnettii is the source of this 1422-nucleotide messenger RNA. It is a transcript of the gene GCN5, whose product is annotated as histone acetyltransferase GCN5. Gene Ontology annotation, molecular function: protein binding; histone H3 acetyltransferase activity. Lineage: Eukaryota; Fungi; Ascomycota; Saccharomycetes; Saccharomycetales; Saccharomycetaceae. Gene Ontology annotation, biological process: positive regulation of transcription by RNA polymerase II; chromatin remodeling. The transcript has a single exon. The record is from RefSeq and is a predicted model, not a curated record. Bases 1 to 1422 code for a protein of 473 amino acids. Gene Ontology annotation, cellular component: histone acetyltransferase complex.